Messenger RNA from Uncinocarpus reesii 1704, 738 nucleotides. RefSeq lists its product as uncharacterized. The record is from RefSeq and is a predicted model, not a curated record. The coding region runs from base 1 to 738 and encodes 245 amino acids. The transcript has 2 exons. NCBI's taxonomy places the organism in Eukaryota, Fungi, Ascomycota, Eurotiomycetes, Onygenales, Onygenaceae.
AUGAUAACCCCCGUGCCCAUCCCACACCUACCCGGAUUCAGCUCCAUCAUCGUUGAAGGCCACCAGUUGCGCGGCCACCCAUGCCUUGAACAGCUCCAGAUCACGGUGAACAAUGCCUUCCGCGAAGGCGAGCACGACCGGUUCCCGAGCAUAGAGCACGUAAUCACGACUCCCGGCGUACACGGCCGAUGCUGUGUUGUGUUCCGAGACGGCGACGUCGACAUGACCAGUCCCGUAGCCACGGCCAUGAUCAAAUAUUACAAUCCCGAUGUGGGCGUAGAUCCAAUUCGAAUCAUUGACCGCAACGGGAACGUGGUGAACACCUCGGAAUUCACCAAAUCAGAACCCGGCUAUGAUUCAGAGCCCGCAGAUUUUCUGUCCAUCACACACUGGGAGCCAGCAGCGGUGGCCAUCCUCUCUGAGGAUCCUUCGCUCAAAAAACUGGGCCUAGCGGUCUACUGCGUCAAUCAGCUCGAAAUCGACCUCUUACGGCGCCUAAGCGAGGCACGCAGAAAGCGGCCCGCAGUUCCCGAUAUACAAAACGGAAAUCAUGGGCUGCAGACCACAACCGGGAUCCGGAAUUUGACAUUCUGGAUUCGAUGCAAAGAACAUGCCGUGCCGUACUGGGAGCGACGGGGCUAUGGCCUCGUUCAGAAGAAAGUGUACCCCAAGGGAGUCUGGGGUUCAAGAACGGAACUGAAUAUCGUUACGUUAAAGAGGGAUGUAUCAUAUAGCUGA